AGAACGAGGAUUUUAUCAGGCGCGAUUCGGAACGGAAAGAGGAGGGAAUACUCAAACAGGGGAGGGACUCGUGAUGGAGACAGGGGAGAGUGACGCGCGCGCGACGCGCCGAUCGGCCCGAACGCGCAGGAAAACUGUGAAAGCUGCCGAACUUCGUCUAGAGAACGCGCUGCACGCAAUCGAUUCGAGCGAGUCCAGCUGCGCAGACGAAGAUAAUCACGUAAACCUCGAGCCGCCCAGGGCCCCACAACCGAACCGUACACGGAGGGUACCUGAAGGACUGGUCAGGGGUAAAGUGGCCAACGAAAAUGCGGAACACACGAGGGCGCGUAAUCUAGUCGAAGGCCAAAACCUAGAGAGAACGCUAGCAGCGAUACUAGGAGCUUUAGAAGAUCUUAGGGCAGACAACUCUGCACUAAAAGCGUACAACCAAGAGCUCAAGACAGCAGUAGAAGACAUAACGAGGGAGCUAGCUGACACCAAGGCACAACUUGCAGAUGCUAGGGCCCAAUUAUUGGAACUUUCGGGCGAGUUAAGAACCUAAACGGUAGCUAACAGAUCACCGUCCUAUGCAGACGUAGCACGCACGCCACCAAGCAGUCAACCUAGUAACCUACGUACCCUCUCCGGAACGACGACACCAACAACAAUAACCGACACGCCCUACUAUACGAUAGACACCUCUAGAGUAGAGGAGACGGAUAGACAAGAGGCUCAGAUAGGGAGGAUCCGGGAAGGUAUUGAACGAG
Molecule: messenger RNA, 749 nt
Organism: Paraphaeosphaeria sporulosa
Lineage: Eukaryota; Fungi; Ascomycota; Dothideomycetes; Pleosporales; Didymosphaeriaceae
Exons: 1
Coding region: 74-544 (156 amino acids)
Source: RefSeq, a predicted model, not a curated record